Molecule: messenger RNA, 4797 nt
Organism: Mya arenaria
Lineage: Eukaryota; Metazoa; Mollusca; Bivalvia; Myida; Myidae
Product: collagen alpha-6(IV) chain-like
Exons: 3
Coding region: 102-2831 (909 amino acids)
Source: RefSeq, a predicted model, not a curated record
UUAACUCUGCUUCCAGAAAUGGAAUAUUUGGAGACCAAGGGUUAGAUGGGUUGGAGGGGUUAACUUCUCUACGCAGAUCGACCGAAAAUGGGAGCAAAGCGAUGGACGGGUUUAACUCUGCUUCUGGAAUUGUAACAUUUGGAGACCAAGGGUUAGAAAGGUUGGACGGGUUAACGUCUGUAUGCAGAUCGACCGAAGUUGGGAGCAAAGCGAUGGACGGGUUUAACUCUGCUUCCAGAAAUGGAAUAUUUGGAGACCAAGGGUUAGAGGGGUUAAAGGGAUCAACUCCUCUAAGCAGAUCGACCGGAGUUGGGAGCAAAGCGAUGGACGGGUUUAACUCUGCUUCCAGAAAUGGAAUAUUCGGAGAACAAGGGUUAGAGGGGUUAAAGGGAUCAACUCCUCUAAGCAGAUCGACCGAAAAUGGGAGCAAAGCGAUGGACGGGUUUAACUCUGCUUCUGGAAUUGCAACAUUUGGAGACCAAGGGUUAGAAAGGUUGGACGGGUUAACGUCUGUAUGCAGAUCGACCGAAGUUGGGAGCAAAGCGAUGGACGGGUUUAAUUCUGCUUCCAGAAAUGGAAUAUUUGGAGACCAAGGGUUAGAAAGGUUGGACGGGUUAACGUCUGUAUGCAGAUCGACCGAAGUUGGGAGCAAAGCGAUGGACGGGUUUAACUCUGCUUCCAGAAAUGGAAUAUUUGGAGACCAAGGGUUAGAAAGGUUGGACGGGUUAACGUCUGUAUCCAGAUCGACCGAAGUUGGGAGCAAAGCGAUGGACGGGUUUAACUCUGCUUCCAGAAAUGGAAUAUUUGGAGACCAAGGGUUAGAAAGGUUGGACGGGUUAACGUCUGUAUGCGGAUCGACCGAAGUUGGGAGCAAAGCGAUGGACGGAUUUAACUCUGCUUCAAGAAAUGGAAUAUUUGGAGACCAAGGGUUAGAGGGGUUUAAGGGGUUAACAUCUGUAUGCAGAUCGACCGAAGUUGGGAGCAAAGCGAUGGACGGGUUUAACUCUGCUUCCAGAAAUGGAAUAUUUGGAGACCAAGGGUUAGAAAGGUUGGACGGGUUAACGUCUGUAUGCAGAUCGACCGAAGUUGGGAGCAAAGCGAUGGACGGGUUUAACUCUGCUUCCAGAAAUGGAAUAUUUGGAGACCAAGGGUUAGAAAGGUUGGACGGGUUAACGUCUGUAUGCAGAUCGACCGAAGUUGGGAGCAAAGCGAUGGGCGGAUUUAACUCUGCUUCAAGAAAUGGAAUAUUUGGAGACCAAGGGUUAGAGGGGUUUAAGGGGUUAACGUCUGUAUGCAGAUCGACCGAAGUUGGGAGCAAAGCGAUGGACGGGUUUAACUCUGCUUCCAGAAAUGGAAUAUUUGGAGACCAAGGGUUUGAAAGGUUGGACGGGUUAACGUCUGUAUGCAGAUCGACCGAAGUUGGGAGCAAAGCGAUGGACGGGUUUAACUCUGCUUCCAGAAAUGGAAUAUUUGGAGACCAAGGGUUAGAGGGGUUUAAGGGGUUAACAUCUGUAUGCAGAUCGACCGAAGUUGGGAGCAAAGCGAUGGACGGGUUUAACUCUGCUUCCAGAAAUGGAAUAUUCGGAGACCAAGGAUUAGAGGGGUCUAAGGGGUUUCCAUCUGUAUGCAGAUCGACCGAAGUUGGGAGUAAAGCGAUGGACGGGUUUAACUCUGCUUCCAGAAAUGGAAUAUUUGGAGACCAAGGGUUAGAGGGGUUUCAGGGGUUUACAUCUGUAUGCAGAUCGACCGAAGUUGGGAGCAAAGCGAUGGACGAGUUUAACUCUGCUUCCAGAAAUGGAAUAUUUGGAGACCAAGGGUUAGAGGGGUUUAAGGGGUUAACGUCUGUAUGCAGAUCGACCGAAGUUGGGAGCAAAGCGAUGGACGGGUUUAACUCUGCUUCCAGAAAUGGAAUAUCUGGAGACCAAGGGUUAGAGGGGUUUAACGGAUUAAAAUCUGUAUGCAGAUCGACCGAAGAUGGGAGUAAAGCAAUAAGGGUGUCUGCUUCAAAAUGCGAUUCUACAAAAAAUUUAGGCGGAAGUAAUAGGUUUGCUAAAUGUAUGAAUCGCCUUACUGCCGGAAUUGCUGUGGGUAUGACUGCUAUUCGUGAAGUUCAAGCAGCGAGAAAAGAUUUUGAAAAGUACAAGGAAUUAUUGAAAGACAAAGAAAAUUCAGAGGAAGAAUAUAACCGCCUGUGGUACAGCCGUGUCACUGCAAGCCUCGUUGGGGGAACAGCAACAUAUCUUGGAGAUGUUUACGGAUUGAAAAUAGGUGGCAAAAUAGGGGAAAACAUUGGCUGGGUUGGUGGUCCUCGCGGAGCGGUCAUUGGGGCUGCGAUUGGUGGUGUUGUAGGAGCAAUUGUCGGUUCAAACACUGGCAAGGUACUCGGAGAGAAACUAAUACCAGACAUUCCGCAAACAGAAAGCAGUCGUGAAACAAGAAGGGCUCAUGAAGUAGAUGCGGAAACCGAGAUAUUUGGAGUGUUUAAACCAGUGACGGUGCCGCUAGAGACUUCCUCCGUUAUAGUCUUCGACAUACAGAAAACAGAUCUAAGUGGUGGGGAGCAAAUGCCCCGAAUAACUCAACUUGAUGCGCGUGAACUGGCUUCCGGGCAUACAUUCAUCUGCAUCAUCCCGGAGAAUCCUUGCUCAUGGAUGUCAGCCUCCAUAAAUUUCAUGAACUGGCUAAAACAGCACGAAAAUGCCGUGCUUGUCGCAAUCAACGGGGGACGAGAUCACUUUGAAAUUCUAAUAUCAGCAUACGCAAGUGUUGAUCAGUAUGAUUCCUUGAUGGAAAAUACACAUGGAAUGCUAUAUUAUACAAUGGAUAAUUGAUUUGUAAGCGUCCUUUAUCUUUUGUGCCCAAAAUACUAACGAUGAUGAAGAAAGGCUAGCUAACUGUGUUUUAACAGUUGUUAUCCUGGUUAUGAAACAUGCUUUUACUACAUACAUUUUCCUUGCUAGUAACAAAAGAACAAAGAAAACACAGUUUCAUUGAGCUUGAUUUUUUUAAAUUAAAAUGCCAUCUGCGGAAAAUACAGCUGUGUCGACACUUACAAUACAACGUUUAAUUGAACUAUUUGACCGCUCCAGUUUAGUUAAUUCACAAUGAUAAAUGCGUGUAAUAGAUACAAUUCACUUCUGGUCGUGAUUAAUAAUUUAAAUUUAUGUACUUAAGUUAUAUGUGUGAAACAUACGUUCCAAUAUGCGCUUUGUAUAAUACUGUAAAUCAUUAACCUAAUAUUGAUUUAUUUUAAUUCAACUGUGUUAAAGAGCUUUAUCCAUAGAAGCAUAUUCAGGGAAGUAGCUUGUGCUGAAGCUAGUGCUCAUAUUGGUCUUUAAAAUUCAUAAAAAAACUAUAAAGAAUAAAUUCUCUACGUUCAAAAGGCCAUGUGAUAUUGAAUUAUCAAUAUUUGCGUGCAUGGUAGGAAACCAUGAUUGUCUAUAAACUCAUUAAUAGGUGUGCCUCAUGUCAAUGCUGUAGCAAAAUCAUAACUUUCGUAUCUACAGAAUAUCGAAUUGGGUUCUGAACUUUUCCCAACGAUCAUUGGUUAAUCUACAGAAAUAGUUGUGAGUUUUUUUAUGUCCAGACAUAAAUAUCAAUGAUAAAGCAGUAUAAUAAUUAUUUUAUUUGAUGCAUAUCACUUACAGAGUUAACAAUAUUGGUGAAAACUUGAUCAUUGCACUCUGGCUCGAGUGAAAUGAUUACAUUUCAUCAUUUCACUGCUGGCAACUCGGGACUACUUUUUCAUCUUUUGUAAGAUUUGAUUCCGUUGAAUUAAUAAAAAAACUAUUUCCAUUGAAUUAAUAAAAAAACAAGUAUUCAACAUUAGAAAUAGAGCCAUGUUACAUGACACAUGUGUAGUACAGAAAAAUACGUGAUGACGUUAGUUAACCGGAAGCAAUUUAUUGCAUGUGAUCAGAUGUAAUAGUUCAGUGCUGUGACAUUAAUGUCUAAGCACGUGUUAAUAUGAUAAGAUUAACUCUUCGGGGAAAAUGUGCCCCUGUCGACAAUUCUACUCUUAUAGUGGCCCAUUGAUACGUUGUUAUGCCUCAUCAUUGUAAACCUAUUUAUGUGUUGUUGUUUUUAAAGCUGUCAAAAACGUUGUUAAAUGUAUCAUUUUAUUGUUUUAAUUAAUCAAUGUUGCAAUAUAUUAACUGAAACACAACAAUAAACCUUAUGUAUCAUACAGAAAAUGUAUUGUUGACCAGUGUUUCAGUUGAUAAAUGCCCAAGUGAAAAUAAUAAUCGAUAUUUGUUUCUCAUUGUCGCAAUUAUGUACACAAACAAUGGCCAGCAAAAUCUAAUUCUAUAUAUAAACUUAAAAAUUACUGUUUUUUUCUACCUUUGAACGGCAAAUAUGCUGACAUGUCCACCCCGGUACGUAUUUCAUGUCAUAUAAACAACUUAUUUGCCAUCGGUGAUAUUCAGUAAAUGUUUCACAAGUGAAAUACAACUAUUCGAAAGAAAUUGCUAUCGCCAUACAUUUUUUUAUUCUUUCAUUUUAUUUGCGAAUCACGGUAAAAAGGUAUUGAACUAUUGUAAGUUUAGCAUAUUUAUGAUACGUAUUAACAACUGUUUUAGAUUAAGAUCGAUUCAUUUGAUAAUUCUAUUUACGGUUUUCUCGAUGCUUUACAUUGGUUUGGGUAUGAGUGUGUAAUCCAUAAACAAUGGUUUGUAAAUAGGAAAUUAUAAUAUUGCUUUCUUAAUUAAAUUUUAAAUUCUGUAUUUGCACGUUAACGUUGUAAUUGCUAUAUCACGUUUUUAUGUAUGCUUGGUGAAAUACACGGAUUUCAGUGAA